UCCACUGCACCAAUGAGAUUUAUUCUAAUAAUAUUUGCUAUUUUGUGGAGUUCGACUUUGAGAAGCGAAUGCCGGCGUUCGAGAUCGAGAUUUACCAACAUGCAAUGCGAAUCCUAUAAUGAUUCUUAUGCUAAAUUUAAUAAGUGUAAACUUAAUUUACUUGGCAGAGGUCGAGUUGGUUGCGACAUUUACUUACAGCUGUUACAAGUUCCUAUAGAUAACGCAUGGAUAAAUUGGUCAAUUUAUCGCCGCUAUAAUGGCUUUCGUCCGUUUUUGUACAAUGUCAGCACGGAUCUCUGCAAGCUUUUAAAACAUCCAAAUUCGGUGUCUUUUGAAGGACUCGUAAUUGGCGCUAUAAUGACCAGGUCCAAUUUGAAUCACUCUUGCCCGUACAGUCACGACAUCAUUUUGGAUAAUCUGGAAUUUUCCGAUGAUUUCCUCAAAACUCUGCCCCUUCCCCAAGGCGUGUAUAAAGUACAACUACGAUUUGCCACAUACAAGGUCUGGAGGGUACAGGUGACUGUAUAUUUUGAAAGAGAAGAAUAAAAAGUUCCAAAUAAAGUGCAGACAGAAUUCAUUUCCACAUAUUCUUUAUAUAUUUAGCAAUUUUCUUUUGAUUACAAAGUUUACGUUCAAUACAAUAAAAAUUUCACAAUUUUCAAAUGCCUAGCUUGUGCAUUUGGCUUUGUUGUCUUUUCUAAUGUAUUGCUGAGUUUAAUGAGAUUGUUGUGCAAAGCAAUGUUAAAUAUGUUUGAUGAACAACGCAUAAAAAUUGUAAACUUUCUUGGCAAUAAAAACUUUGAACACAUCAAAAUCUUCUCAAAAAGUUUAAUUUAUUUAGUGCGCGGUAGGACAGACAAUGUGAUACCACGCCAUUAUAAUAGUAUAUAGUUUAAAUCGUAAAUGCUUUGCUGGCUUACAGUCUAGAACUUGACUUUAUAGCUUAAGUAGUUUUUUGGGAUUGGCGACAAA
Molecule: messenger RNA, 972 nt
Organism: Drosophila eugracilis
Lineage: Eukaryota; Metazoa; Arthropoda; Insecta; Diptera; Drosophilidae
Exons: 3
Coding region: 13-546 (177 amino acids)
Source: RefSeq, a predicted model, not a curated record